Messenger RNA from Funneliformis mosseae, 704 nucleotides. NCBI's taxonomy places the organism in Eukaryota, Fungi, Glomeromycota, Glomeromycetes, Glomerales, Glomeraceae. The record is from the annotation of a GenBank genome assembly.
AUGCCUAAAAAUUUGAAGCAAACAAAAAAUAAACGAAAUAAACCGUUUAUUAUUGGUUCAAAUAACGAUCCCAUGUUGAAUAUAGAAUCCAAUAUUAUCAGUUCUAAUAUUGUUCUCGUUGAACUCAAGCCGAGUUUCCCUCCUACUUUGACAACAGAAGAACUCAUUAAGAAUGCUAUUAAAUCCAACGCAUCCAACAACAGUAAGAUUAAAACGCUCCCAAACGCUUUUAUCGCGUAUAGAAUGGCAUUACAAAAGGAAUAUUAUAAGAAUAUCAUUAAAUUACCUCCAAUGGGUCAGUUAUCAAUAAUCGCAAAAAAUUCUUGGGAUAAAGAAUCACAAGAUGUAAAAAAUUUUUACAAUAAUCUAGCUAAGGAAGCUAGAUUUUUGUAUAAGCAAAACACUUUUCAAAUCAUAUUUGAUAAACGAAUGAAUGAAGUUGAAAAUGACCAAGGAAUCGGGCAGGUUGCACCUUUGCAUGUGACAGGUGAAAUUUUUGCGACAGAUUUGGGUUAUGCCAAUAGUACCCAAACUAAAGAUGUUGAGACUAUGUUCGAUGUUCAAAACUCAUCAAAUGGAUCUCUUAAAAUUGAGGAUUCUACUGUCGAUUCUAUGGAUUCUUGUUUUAAUAAUGGUUCGACUAGCAUUUCUCAAGUUGGAACUUAUCCCAAUCAUAACUUUUUAGAAGAUCCUAACGAUCAUGA